CCAAAAUGUAAGCCCAGGAACUUCCGACUACACUUCUUCCAUUUUCUAUUGCGCAACUUCUUCCCCCACUGUAGUAUAUGCCCACCAAGAUCGUAGAUCCGUCCUCAAUGCGUUUUCUCGAUCGUCUACGCCGAAUAUCUGGAUUGAAUUUGUUUGAUACCUCCAUCCCGAUCGCUGCUCAAUAUAGGGAUCCCGGGAUCGAGUGGAAAAGUGAUAACGCUUAUACCCGACAAUGGACAGAGUGGUGGAACAAACGCGCUCAGGAAACAAUUCCGACAUUGAAUGGAUCUGUUACUGACGGUGCAAAUAACGUUACUACGACAACGACUUUGACGCCAGCCAGUGGAGAUUGCGAACAAGAAACUGUAGCAGAAACAGUAAUGACAACAACAGUCGACGAAAGCUUGGAAGAGACACUGUUGCAAGAAGUUCCAGAACAACUACACCAGAUAGCAGUAGCAGUCGAGGACGAUCGGAGGCACGUUAAUCUCACAACGGAGAAGCGCAUUCAACAAGAACAAGAACAAGAGCAACAGCAAGAGAGUAUACCUGUAGCUGAGAGUGAUUCUGAUUCUGCUCCUUUAACAGAGAAAGGCGUUCCAAAAAACCAGGAGCAAAAACAUCAGCAGCAGCAGCAGCAGCAAGAGAGUACAGCACCUGACCUUGUUCUUCCUUCAGGACAGCAAGGACAAGAGCAACAUCGUCAGCUUACGGAGCAGGAACAGCCGCUUCCUCCAGCGCCGAUUACCACGAUAAGACAACCUACUCCACCUCCAUCAUCAUCACUACCGCCGGUAUCACUGCCUGAAAUGAUGUUUGCACGACCAACACAGUAUGAACAAACAAAGUGCGAUGAUGCAGUUCAGACUGGUACCAAUACCACCAAUCGAACGUGUUCUACAUUGAGAAAUCGAUUCGAAGAGCUGCUGAAUAUUCUAAACCAUCCAGAUUCUGAGGUUUCUGAAGAUAAUUAUGGGUCGCAAGAUCCCGAAGAAGCUGUCAAGCAGUCGGGCAAGACAUCACUCUUGUUUAAACUGCUAGAUAUGAUAGCAGGCUUGCAAGCGGGAUUUGAUAUUGCCAUAAUCACUGAAAAUCACAACACGGAGUCUACUAUCUGUCAACUUUUGCGAUCCCACGACUACCGAUGCGAGCGUAUCCCGGUCAUACUGGAAGACAAUUGGGAGAAUGACCAUGGGGUUUUUCUCUCCACGGACAAGGAUAGAACCGAAAAAUGGUCUAGCCGGCCAACCAUUGACAUUGUUAUCGUGUUCGAUAUUCGUAUAUUACCUUCCGACGCUAUAUUUACAAAGAUUGACGGCGACAAACGCAGUGUGUGGAUGAUCACUAAAGGCACCAUCGAAGAACGUGCAUUUCCUAUACUAUGUCAAGGCGCAGCUGACCUCGAUACUGACGACUGGAAAACCGUUUGGAAGCACAAGAAGCUCCUCCAAAAUACAAUGUACGCCUCCAACACAUGGCAUGAUCUCGAUGAUACUGAACGAAUGUCACGCAAAUCUAUUGCUCGAGCUAUCCCGUCCCUCUUCCGCUCUUCUUUGUCUUCAAGGCAGACAAAAAGACCAGCGUCUCUGGGGUCCUCAUUGCGUGUUCCAAAACGUCUUUGCACUGCUACUUUUACGACUACUGCAAAUAACAUCAUGGUACCCUCACAUGGGCCGUCAGUGAUCAAUCCGAAAAAUGUCUCUACCACCACCACCCUUUCUACUUCUACAAUUGCAAUCAGCAACAACACGCCUCCAGAGCCGUUAUUGCCGGCCCCAAAAAAUGGCUGCGCUACAACUACUAAUACUGCUACUGCUACUGCUACUGCUACGAGCAACAACGAGGCGCAAUUGGAGCAAUCGUUGCCCGGUGCUGAACGUGUUAGCACUACUACAUUUACUACGAGCAACAGCAAGACGCCACCUUUACCGUCCCUGUCACCAUUAAAUACCACAACAAGAACCACACUUAUGUCUGGAGGCGGCACACAAGAAUCGCCCUUCAUUCUAAAUGAUAGCACUGACGAGGACAGCGAUGUGAAUAUACUAGAUGUCGGCGACGAUGAUGAUGAAAACGAGGCAGAUGUGCUCACAGCAGUACAGCCACCAACACCAGUUCCAGAUACGGCAGUGGAGACCAACGUAGCACUACAUCAGCAACAAGAAGAGCGUAAUUUCAAGCAAGAAGUCGAGUGUCAAGAGGAUAAGAAUGUUGAGAAGAAAGGAAACAUCGCGGCUCUUUCUAUAGUUAAUGAGGGUACAGAAGAUGUUGUAAAUGAAAGGAUGUCUAUCGACCGGGACCCUUCCUUGAACGAUGUUGAAGACCGUCCGUUGGACGUUGUAGACGAAGACCGUCCAUUGGAUGUUGUUAAUGAUGAAGACCGUCUGUUGGAUGUCGUUGGAGAAAACACCCCCUUGGACGUUUUGAAUGAAGAUCCCACUUUGGAUGUUGCUGGGAAAGAUCCUGCGGUGGAUUUGGAUAUUUUCAAAAAACGUGCUGGACAACUGAUUAAAGAGUUACUGACCUAUCCAAAGGCGCUUAACGUGGAACGGAAGCAAAAGGAAGUGACCAAAGCUGCAAGACUCUCUCGAGUUUUCAAAGAGAAUGCUACUGAAGCUGAAAUUAAGCUAUACAGCGACAAAAUACAAAGUGAGUUGGAAUCGAUAGAAUCAAGCUUCCAGGACGAAUAUCAAGAACUAUUGGAUACCUUGCAAAAUCAGUAUGCCAGCUACACCGCAGCAUUACAAUAUAAGUAUAGGGAAGAAGCUAUGAUAGCGCUGGAGAAUGCUGUUACCAGCCCAGGCAACUCAUCAAAAUUUCCAUGAUCCUUCACCCCUCAUACUCCACCUACUAACGUGGCAACAAACACACUGUUUAAGAUCCACACCUCUACCUCUCUUUUGACUAUAUAACAUACCCUUCCCUCCGACCGUUUUCCUUGUACAUGCACAAAAAGAACUUAUUCAGCAAAUAUGUACAUAUGUAGCCUAAGAAAAUUAGAACUUACAUAAUGCAUAACAUUAUUUUUUUGCUCCGUCAUUUUCAUGUAGUACAAAGUUUAUGCAUUUUCAUACAAACAAACCUCCAUUGUAUUAUUAACAUCCAUUAAAGUAUAAAAUAUACGCACAAUUGUCCCUUUAUUGCUUGUAUUUUGAUCUUCAUUUUGUCUGACGGGCGACAUAAUCCAUGAAAAUAGCAUAGAUGGAUCCAACCGGCUAUUUUUUUUUUAAAAAAAAUAAGGUUAUUUCAAUCUUUGUGUGAGUAAUACCUGGUCGCCAACGGAGCUUUUGAAUC
Molecule: messenger RNA, 3294 nt
Organism: Zychaea mexicana
Lineage: Eukaryota; Fungi; Mucoromycota; Mucoromycetes; Mucorales; Lichtheimiaceae
Exons: 6
Coding region: 78-2825 (915 amino acids)
Source: RefSeq, a predicted model, not a curated record